GUGAACAACUAGUCAACAAUUAAUUAAUACUGCCCUUCUUCCACAGCAUACACUCUUCUUCCAAACUUUACUCGUUCUCACUACUAGUCAGCCAGUGUCAGUGAGACUCAACAUAUACGCAUAUCUUGGUAGGUGUUAUAUAUAUAUAUCAUCAACAAGUUGAAGCAGCGGCAGCCUGGUGCUACCCAACACAAACAGAGACACACUGCACUUAUGCAAGACGAACCCUACCAUGGUAUCACUCGUGCUUGCAGUGCUUGUGUUACAGUCGGCAACAACUGCCGCGGUGACUGCAGCUAGAAGAAACUGCUCUGACACCUGUGAUGGUUAUGAUAAGAUACCUUAUCCAUUCGGAUUAGGUUCUUCGUGCUCCUUACCCGGUUUCAGUCUCACUUGUGUGGGCAACACCAGUUUUUAUCGAGAAGGGGAGUCGAUACCCCUGGUUGUGCAUCAUCAUGCACACGGCCCAGGUUACCCCCUGCUAGGCAACCUACCCAUCAAGUACUUUAGCAAAGGUGACAACUACCUGAGCGCCACUAUCUCAUACUCCGUGAGGAUGAUUCCCGGUGUCCGUGACUACUCUGUUCACUGGGAAGCUCCAGCCCGGCACUUUGCAGUGUCUGGCUCGUCAUUCAUGUCGUUGUUCAUUGUUGGCUGCGGCAUCAAGGCCACUCUGUUCGUUGGCAACUCGACCGUUGAGGUCGGUAGCUGUUCCGUCACCUGUGUCGAAGCUAAAAUCAUGGAGAAGCUUCCCGAGGAGGUGUGCGAUGGCAUCGGAUGUUGUUUCAUCGACAUACAGGUGAACCUGAGGGCGUUCACCCUCAACAUCUCGCGCACCAGCGAUUCUGCACGCUCGAAGAAGGUGUACGCGUUCAUUAGCGGAGACAAUAAUAAGUACCUGUUAUUCAGGCCGAUUGACGCCCUGAGAUCUAUGUUGCCGGAAGAUCUCGACCCAGAUGCUACCGUGGAGUGGGCUAUUCCCUACCAGCCGAACUGUAAGCGCGCUAUGGAGGACAGGGCCAGCUAUGCAUGCGUUGCUAAUCGCAGCAAGUGUCAGGACUCGCUGAUCGGUGGAUACUUUUGCGUUUGCAAAUGGGGCGGCAACCCCUAUGUCCAUGGCGAGUGCCAAAAAUACCAACCACCCCCUCCACCUCCACCGCCUCCCGCUCCUCCGGCAGUUUAUGGCUCCAUCCAGCCAAGAAAGGAUUGCCCCAUGUCAUGCGGGAACGUGAGCAUCCCAUUCCCCUUUGGAACAGAGGUUGGCUGCUUUGCAAAUGAACAUCUCUUCCUCGCAUGUAGCCCGCCCUUGCCUGGGACUGUUAUUCAGGUACUUGAAUUGACCAGUCGAUUGGUCGUCACUGACAUAUCUAUUGAGGACGGUAUUUUGCGCGUUCAUGAGGAAUCAGAGGCAAGUGAUAUCUUGUCUGGUUCGGACUCCCUCUAUGCCUUGUCCGGGAAAUGGGGUGUGGUGAAGUGGGUCGUUAAUAAAAUGACAUGCAAACAGGCAAAGCUAAACGUGAACAACGACAUAUGUUUCAGCUCCCAUAGUGAUUGUGUCGAUGUCACCAAUGAUGGAACACUCCAACAUCUCGGCUACCGCUGCAAGUGCUCUUCUGGUUUUGAAGGAAAUCCUUACAUUAAAGAUGGUUGCACAGAUAUUAACGAGUGCCUACAGCCAGAUAAAUACACCUGCAAUGGCAUUUGCCAUAAUAAACUCGGGAGUUACACAUGCACCAGCACGGUAAUAUUAGGUGUCACCAUUGGGCUAAGCAGUGGUGGAGGCAUUAUAUUUCUUGCCGCAAUUGUUGUUAUUCUUACUCGGAGAUGGAAUCGGGUCAUUCAGAAGCGGCUGAGAAAAAGGUAUUUCCGGAAGAACAAAGGCAUCCUGCUUGAACAGCUUAUCUCUUCCGACAAAAGUGUCAGCGACGGCACAAAGAUAUUCUCCCUGGAGGAGCUGGAGAAGGCAACAAACAGUUUCGACCAGGCCCGCGUGGUCGGACGGGGCGGCCAUGGCACCGUCUACAAGGGCAUCCUGACCGACCAGCGCGUGGUGGCCAUUAAAAAAUCAACGCUCUCAGUGAUCAGUGAGAUCGACGAGUUCAUCAACGAGGUGUCCAUCCUCUCGCAGAUCAACCACCGAAACGUGGUGAAGCUCCACGGAUGCUGCCUCGAAUCCGAAGUCCCUCUGCUUGUAUACGAGUUCAUCUCCAACGGCACACUCUACGACCUUCUGCACCGUACCUCGGAGCAAAACGGUAGCAGCUUAUCACUGCCCCUGUCCUGGGAGGAGCGCCUGAGGAUCUCCAUUGAGAUUGCGGGCGCACUAACGUACCUGCACUCCGCGGCUUCCGUAUUGAUCCUCCACAGAGACAUCAAGUCUAUGAACGUGCUCCUAAAUGACAGCUACACCGCCAAGGUCUCAGAUUUCGGCGCAUCGAGGCUGAUCCCCAUCGACCAAACACACCUGGUCACCGCUGUUCAGGGUACGUUUGGGUACCUGGAUCCGGAGUAUUACUACACGGGCCAGCUCAACGAGAAGAGCGAUGUUUAUAGUUUUGGAGUGAUACUUGUUGAGCUGCUGACGAGGAGGAAACCCAUCAUCCAGAACGAGCAUGGCGAGAAGCAGAACCUGUCAAACUACUUCUUGUGGGCAAUGAGGGAGAGGCCCCUCGAGGAAACGGUGGACGCGCAGAUCCAAGGGGAUGGAAGAGAUGAAGGGGUUCUGUCCAUGGCUCGGUUGGCGGAGGAGUGCCUCAGUCUAACGCGAGAGGAGAGGCCAACCAUGAAGGACGUGGAGAUGAGGCUGCAGCUCCUCACGGGGCGCCGUGUUGCAUCAAGGGCGAGGCAAGACGAAGAGGCACAACAUGCGGAAGACGAUGAGCAUGGUGGCGUUGUUCCGGUGGUUGGUCAGCAUGGCUCACGCCAGUUGAGCCAAGAGCAGGAGUUUGUGUCGUCUCAGCGUGCACCUCGGUAGGUUGUACCUAGGCACACACUAUUUACAUUUUGCCCUCGCGAGGAAAAUAAUUUGGUCCCAUGUCGCAUUCCAAAUUUUGUUUGAUAUAUGUAAGAAUGAAGAAAUUGUACUUUUGAGUGGUUCUUAUUAUGCGGUUUGCAAAUUA
This is a messenger RNA of Hordeum vulgare subsp. vulgare (domesticated barley), 3119 nucleotides long. Its product is annotated as wall-associated receptor kinase-like 6. The coding region runs from base 233 to 2974 and encodes 913 amino acids. The record is from RefSeq and is a predicted model, not a curated record. The transcript is spliced from 4 exons. Gene Ontology annotation, cellular component: plasma membrane. Gene Ontology annotation, molecular function: calcium ion binding; polysaccharide binding; protein serine/threonine kinase activity. NCBI's taxonomy places the organism in Eukaryota, Viridiplantae, Streptophyta, Magnoliopsida, Poales, Poaceae. Gene Ontology annotation, biological process: cell surface receptor signaling pathway; protein phosphorylation.